AUGCCUCAGCAAGCACUGACUGUUGAUGGGUUGUCUGCUGUUGAUGUAAAGACCAAGGUCGAGCUCUUGAUUGACAAUCUUGUGAGCAUCAAGGAUGAAGGAGGAAAGUUCUUGCUCACACUGCAAGAUGGCAGAAUGAUCGAUACCAAAGGAUGGUCUGAUUGGGAGUGGACGCAGGGGAUUGGUCUUUACGGGGUAUGGCAGUUUCAUGCCCAAACAGGCUCAGAGAAGGCUCUGCGGGUCGUGAAAGCUUGGUUCGAGAGCCAGCUGCCGAGUGGCACGACCAAGAAUAUCAAUACAAUGGCUGUAUUCCUGGCAUUAGCAUAUCUUUACGAGAAGACUGGCGAACAAACUUACCUUCCCUGGCUAGACUCAUGGGCUGAGUGGGCGAUGUAUGAUCUGCCCAAGACGCGGUUUGGCGGCUUUCAGCACAUCACCUAUGUCCAUGUCGCUCCGGAUGGUCAGAUUAAAGGACAGAAUGAUCAGGAGCUUUGGGACGACACACUAAUGAUGACUGUGAUGCCACUGGCCAAGAUCGGAAAGCUGCUUGGACGGCCGCAUUAUAUCGAAGAAGCCAAGGCACAAGUCCUGCUGCAUAUCAAAUAUCUCUUCGACCCUGCGACUGGUCUCUUCUUCCAUGGCUGGAAAUUCGAUUCUUCUGCACCAGGUGGAUUUGGACACAACUUCGCUCGUGCUCGAUGGGCUCGCGGUAAUUCCUGGCUGACGAUUUUCAUCCCGGACUUUAUCGAGCUUCUCGACCUGUCGCCAGGGGACGCAUUCCGGCGGCAUCUUCUCGACACACUGGAAGCUCAGUGUUCAGCGCUCAAGCGCCUACAAGCAGAAGAUGGCUCCUGGCGAACACUUCUUGAUGUUCCAGAGAGCGAAGGUAGCUACAUCGAGGCCUCGGCUACAGCAGGCUUUGCGUACGGCAUUUUGAAAGGAGUACGCAAACGAUAUCUCAGUAAAGAGUAUGAGCCAGUUGCUCAAAAGGCGGUCCAGGCUGUCUUGAAGCGCAUCGACAAGGAUGGCGAACUGAAGGACGUUAGCUUUGGGACUGGGAUGGGCAGCGACUUACAGCAUUAUAAAGACAUCCCGCGGACGUCAAUGCCUUAUGGACAGGCCAUGGCCACGAUGAUGCUGGUUGAAUAUCUGCGUAAGUUCAUAUGA
Messenger RNA from Pseudocercospora fijiensis CIRAD86, 1167 nucleotides. Its product is annotated as glycoside hydrolase family 105 protein. The transcript has 2 exons. Gene Ontology annotation, biological process: carbohydrate metabolic process. Bases 1 to 1167 code for a protein of 388 amino acids. The record is from RefSeq and is a predicted model, not a curated record. Lineage: Eukaryota; Fungi; Ascomycota; Dothideomycetes; Mycosphaerellales; Mycosphaerellaceae.